Messenger RNA from Chiloscyllium plagiosum (whitespotted bambooshark), 3697 nucleotides. NCBI's taxonomy places the organism in Eukaryota, Metazoa, Chordata, Chondrichthyes, Orectolobiformes, Hemiscylliidae. The record is from RefSeq and is a predicted model, not a curated record.
AGGGGGUGGUCCCUUUAAGUGGCCCUCCCUCCCUCCCUGUGGGAGCUGGGGCCUGGGAUUAUAUUUUCUGGUGGAAGCGGAAAGCCGGGCGCUUGGAGCCGGAUCCUGGGGCCUCGGGAGGUGGCGGGAGCCUGAGGCCGGGGCCUGGGACACAGGGAGCGGGAGACCGCGGAAAGGAGGCCCCAUGCCCGAGUUAAUCCAGGCAGCUGCAGUGACGAACGUGAGCUGAGGGACCUUUCGCCCGCACACCGCCGGCCAGCAUGCCUCCCCGCCCGUCCUCGGGGGAGCUAUGGGGCCUACACUUGAUGCCCCCCCGCAUUCUGGUGGACUGCUGUCUUCCUAACGGGAUGAUCGUCACGCUGGAGUGUCUGCGAGAGGCCACAUUGACUAGCAUCAAGCACGAACUUUUCCGGGAAUCUCGAAAGUACCCGCUCUUCCACCUCCUUCAGGAUGAGUCCUCAUACAUCUUUGUUGGGGUGACCCAGGAGGCGGAGCGGGAAGAGUUCUACGAUGAGACGCGGAGACUGUGUGACCUGAGGCUGUUCCAGCCGCUCCUGAAGGUGAUCGAGCCGGUGGGCAACAGGGAGGAGAAAAUCCUGAACCGAGAGAUAGGGUUUGCGAUUGGAAUGCCUAUCUGUGAAUUUGAGCUGGUGAAGGACCCAGAGGUCCAGGAUUUCCGCCGAAACAUCCUGAGCGUCUGCAAAGAGGCAGUGGAGCUUCGGGAUGCCAACGGUCCCCAGAGCCAGUCGCUGUACGUCUACCCUCCCAACGUGGAGUCCACAGCCGAUCUCCCCAAACACAUCUACAACAAACUGGAUAAAGGCCGCAUCAUCGUGACAAUCUGGGUGAUCGUGUCGCCCACCAAUGACAAGCAGAAAUACACGCUGAAGAUCCCGCACGAUUACAUGCCGGAGCAGGUGAUCGCAGAGGCCAUUCGCAAGAAGACCAGGAGCAUGCACCUGUCGCUGGAGCAGCUCAAACUCUGCGUGCAGGAGUACCAGGGCAAGUACAUCCUGAAAGUCUGCGGCUGUGACGAGUACUUGCUGGAAAAGUACCCCAUCAGCCAGUACAAGUACAUAAGAAGCUGCAUUAUGAUUGGCCGGUUACCCCACCUGAUGCUGAUGUCCAAGGAGAGUCUCUACAGCCAGUUGCCGGCCAACACGUUUGUCAUGCCCUCGUACGCCCGCCGUAUUUCCACCGCCACCUCCUAUAUGAACGGAGAGGUGCCCGCCAAAUCCCUGUGGUCCUUCAACAACCUGCUGCGGAUCAAGAUCCUGUGUGCCACCUAUGUGAACGUCAACAUCCGUGACAUUGACAAGAUCUACGUGAGAACAGGGAUCUACCACGGAGGUGAACCGCUCUGUGACAAUGUGAACACUCAGAGAGUGCCCUGCUCCAAUCCACGGUGGAACGAGUGGCUCUCGUAUGACAUCUACCUCAUUGACCUCCCACGUGCUGCCCGCCUCUGUCUCUCCAUCUGCUCCGUCAAGGGGAGGAAAGGGGCAAAGGAGGAACACUGUCCGUUGGCCUGGGGGAACGUCAACCUGUUUGACUACAUGGACAACCUGGUAUCUGGGAAGAUGGCCCUGAAUCUCUGGCCAGUGCCUCAUGGACUAGAAGAUCUCCUGAAUCCCAUCGGAGUGACAGGAUCAAACCCCAAUAAGGAAACCCCGUGCUUGGAGCUUGAGUUCAACUGGUUCAGUAACUCGGUGAAGUUCCCCGAUGCUGCGGAGAUAGAGGAACAUGCCAACUGGAGCAUGUCCAGGGAGCUGGGCUUCAACUACUGCCUGGUGGGACUGAGUAAUCGUCUGGCAAGGGACAGCAAUCUGACAGACAGUGAUAUUGAGCAGCUUCGCAAUAUCUACAACCGUGACCCACUGUCUGAGAUCACAGAGCAGGAGAAGGACUUCCUGUGGAGACACAGGCAUUACUGUGUCAACAUACCCGAGACGCUGCCCAAGUUACUGCUCUCUGUGAAGUGGAACUCGCGGGAUGAGGUGGCUCAGAUGUACUGCCUGCUGAAAGACUGGCCGCUUAUUAAACCAGAGCAGGCACUUGAGCUGCUGGACUGCAACUUCCCUGACCCAGUGGUGCGAGAGUUUGCAGUGAAGUGUUUGGUUAAAGGGCUGUCCGAUGAUCGUCUCUCACAGUACCUCAUCCAACUGGUUCAAGUCCUGAAAUACGAACAGUAUCUGGACAACCCACUGGGGAGGUUCCUGCUAAAGAAAGCCUUGACCAACCAGAGGAUAGGUCACUUCUUCUUCUGGCAUCUUAAGUCGGAAAUGCACAACAAGACGGUGAGCCAGAGGUUCGGCCUGCUGCUGGAGUCUUUCUGCCGAGCGUGUGGCAUGUACCUGAAGCAUCUCAUUCGGCAGGUGGAAGCCAUGGAGAAACUCAUCAACCUGACAGACAUCCUCAAGCAAGAAAAAAAAGACGAGACCCAGAAGAUGCAGAUGAAAUUCCUGGUGGAGCAGAUGAGUCGUCCGGAUUACAUGGAGGCUCUCCAAGGAUUUAUCUGUCCGCUCAACCCUGUGCACCAACUAGGCAACCUGAGACUGGAGGAGUGUAGGAUCAUGUCCUCGGCGAAACGGCCCCUUUGGCUGAACUGGGAAAACCCCGACAUCAUGUCAGAGCUCCUCUUCACCAACAACGAGAUCAUCUUCAAGAACGGGGAUGAUCUGCGACAGGAUAUGCUGACCCUGCAAAUCAUUCGAAUCAUGGAGAAUAUUUGGCAAAAUCAGGGCCUGGAUCUCCGGAUGCUGCCCUAUGGCUGCCUGUCGAUAGGUGACUGUGUGGGUCUGAUCGAGGCUGUCAGGAGUUCCCACACCAUCAUGCAGAUUCAGUGCAAGGGUGGCUUGAAGGGCGCUCUGCAAUUCAACAGCCACACGCUGCACCAGUGGCUGAAGGACAAGAACAAAGGAGAGGCUUAUGAUGCUGCGAUUGAUUUAUUCACCCACUCCUGCGCUGGGUACUGUGUGGCCACGUUCAUUCUGGGGAUUGGAGACAGACACAACAGUAACAUCAUGGUGAAGGAUGAUGGCCAGCUGUUUCACAUCGACUUUGGCCACUUUCUGGACCACAAGAAGAAGAAGUUUGGCUACAAGCGGGAGCGUGUGCCUUUUGUUUUGACCCAGGAUUUCCUCAUUGUCAUCAGUAAGGGUGCACAGGAGUGCACCAAAACCAAGGAGUUUGAGCUGUUCCAGGAAAUGUGCUAUAAGGCAUACCUUGCCAUCCGACAGCACGCCAACCUCUUCAUCAACCUAUUCUCCAUGAUGCUGGGCUCAGGCAUGCCUGAGCUGCAGUCCUUCGACGAUAUCGCCUACAUCCGCAAGACCCUGGCUCUGGACAAAAUGGAGCAGGAGGCCUUGGAGUAUUUCACCAAGCAGAUGAACGAUGCCCACCAUGGCGGGUGGACCACCAAAAUGGACUGGAUCUUCCACACCAUCCGUCACAUGCCCUGAGCGGCCUCUUGACCGGGGCAGUCGGUGCAAACAGUGUGUUCUCUGAAGUCAGCGGCCCUGCAGGCAAGGGACCUGUUGUUUUACUGACUUGAAUGAGCGUUACCCUGGACACCAGGCAACAUUCCUACCCUGGGGAUUGUCUAUAACCAAUCUCUUCCUAACACUACGUUAUUAACCUCUGAUAACCAACUAGGAGUUGAACUCUCAAUUGGGUCUGGGUCAAAUAUUUCCUUUCU